CUCCAUCUCCAUUGAUAUUUUCAAGCUCUAGCUAUCUGCAUUUUGCAUAAUUAUUACUCUGAAAUGAUGAUCAGAGAUAAAAUUUUGAAAUUGCAUCACCGGCACAAGUCGUCGUCUUCUUUUUCGGAGAAAUCAGGACAUCGAUUUGACUUCUCCUUCUCCAACCUACAAGCUCGACAGGUACCUAAAGGAUGGGACAAACUUUCCCUCUCUCUUAUCUCUGUGGAAACAGGGAAAACAGUCAGCAAAUCAGGGAAAGCCUCAGUACGAAAUGGUAAUUGCAAAUGGACAGAAACAUGGUCACAGUCCAUGUGGAUUACCCCAGAUGAUAUUUCAAACAACCAAGAACAAUUCCCUCUUAAGUUUAUUGUAACAAUGGGAUCUGCAAGAUCUAGCAUUCUCGGAGAGGCUUCUGUAAAUCUUGCUCACUUCAGGGAUGCAAAAGCUUUUACUCCAGUUUCCUUACCUUUGAAAAAAUGUAACCAUGGCACAGUUCUACAACUGGAGAUCAAGUGUCUGACAUCAAUCAGGGAUAAUGAAUCCAAAGACAUGCCCUUCUAUGCUGAAGAAGAGAACAUGGAAUACAAUAACAUGGAAAUGAAAUCAGAGGAAAGAAGCCUCCCACGGCUGAGUUCAUAUCAUAGCUUUGCCUCUACAGAGGAUUCAUUGGGCAGAGAAAGCGUUUCAUCCCAAAGUGACUCAAAUAGGCAUGGUAACCUCAUAAUUGGUAGACAAGAAUCAAUUGAUUCCAGGAGUAGUGCAUCCUGUGGUUCUUACUCUUUUUGUGAAUCACCCAAAUCGUACAACUCUCCCUAUAAUUUAAUGAUCUCAGGAUCAGGAAAGAAUGCUCAAAAUCAAAAAGAUGAUUUGAAACAGUUCUCACAUGAGAACACCGCAUCAGUGCAACUUUCUGCUUCCUCUAGAAACUCCUUACAAGCCAAAGAUACUACCAGUAAAGAACUAAUUGCAGAGGCCAUGAUGUGGGAACAAAAUGCUCAAAGCUUAAAGAAUGACUUGGAAAUGUCAAGGAAGGAGUUUGCUGACCAGUCACAGCAGAUAGAAAACCUUAAGAUGGAGCUUUGUUCAUUGGGUACAGAACGUGAUGGAUCGAUGCAAGAAAUCAAACACCUUGAGAUCCUUUUACAAGAAUCCAUGGAAAAGGAAAAAUCAACUGAGAGUUUAAUGCUCCGAGUCAGAGAUAUGGAUAGUGUUGAAAAGAUUUUAAAAGAGGAACUUAGGAUUCAAAAAGAAUCAAAUGACGAUAUGUCUUUCCAGCUAAGUAAAACUCAAGAAUCAAAUAUUCAACUAGUCUCUAUUCUGCAGGAGAUGGAAGAAACUGUUGAAAAGCAGAAAUUGGAGAUUAAGAACCUUUUAGAAGUAAAGUCAAAUUCUGAGAACCAACAGAACCUAGAGGACAAGCUUCAACAGUUGCAAGAAUCACAGAAAAAUCUGGAAAACACCACUCUCCAUCUGGAGAAAAUCAUCAGGGAGAAAACUCAUGAGAUUGAACUUGAACGAGAUCACAGGACUCAGGCUCUUAUAGAUUGUGAAGAAAAAUGGAAAAAUAGGUCAAGAGAACAAGAAGAGGAAAUCACUUAUUUGAAGGCAGAGUUAUCCAGACUUUUAAGUGCCGAGGACUCCAAGACAAGUGAGAUCAAAGCUGAAGCUGACUGUGAUCUGAUCAAGGAAAAUGAGACUCUCAAGGAAAGACUCCAGGAACUUGAGAGAGAUUGCAAGGAGCUGACCGAAGAAAAUCUGGAACUUCUGUACAAACUGAAAUCAAAGGGAACUUCCUCUAUCAGUGAUCCCAUUUUAAGAUCAUCUUCCGUUGACCAUCAACUAAGUCAACAAUCACCUAGUGGUUCUGAAAGUAAGCAGAAAACCUGUGAUCAGGAAGAAAACUUAGCUCUGGAGUUUCACUCACAAGUUAGGGACAAUGCUUUGAAGCCAAAUUCUGAAAUCAACUCAUGUUGCGUUGAAGUACAAGAACAAGAUCAGAGAACUGAGGUUGCUGCAAUGCCAUCAGAAUGUCAGCAGGAAGGAGAUUGUCAAGAUCGUUUCACUCAUAAAAAUGUACCCAUAAUAUUUCAAAGUUCCGAGUCAGGACAUAUUGAAGAUAUCUAUACCCUACUCAACACAUUAUGUCAUCCCGCUAAGGGUGAGCAAGCUAAUGCAGUGUUGAAAAAUUUCCAGUUAUUGAGGUACAGGUUGGCUCUAUAUCUUGAUGGUAGUCAACAUAUCGAGGAUGAACCCAAAACAACAUUAAAGGAUGCAUGUGAAGUUCAAAAUGAAGAAAAGGAUGACCUUCCAAAGGAAAAUACCCAUUGUUCUUGCUGUGAAAGGCUUGAGGAUUUAAAUAAGGUGCUAGAGGGCAAGAUUCAAAAUUUAAGUAGUGAUAGUUUAGCUAAGAACUCGGAGAUACUGGAGCUGAAGACAAAAUGUUUGAAAAAGGAUGUAGAGAUCGAAGCGCUAAGGCAUCAUCAGACUGAUUUGAGUACUCAAAUCUCUGAUCUCCAGAUGAGUAAAUGUCUGAUGGAGGAGAGAAUGGAAAACAUGCAACAAGAACUUAGUGCCACCUCCAAUUCUUUAGACAUUUCCACAAAUGGUUUGAUGUUUCUUGAUCAAUGUAUUUGUGGAGGUGUCUCUAAAAUGACGUACGAAAUGAAAUCAUUAGAGCUAGAGAGUGAUAAGUAUGAGUUAGAACUUAAUUUGCAUGAAUUAGAGAAAGAAAAUGUAGAUCUGUCAGAACGAGUAUCAGGAUUGGAAGCUCAACUAAGGCAUUUGACUGAUGCAAUGGAAUUCAAUCGUUUGGAACUGCAGCAUUCUGGUAAUCGUGUUGUGAGCCUUGAGAGCAAGAUUAGAAAAUUAGAACAUCAAAAGGAGUCACAAAAGCUCGAUAUGAAAGAACAGUUGCUGGAGAUGCAAAAGCGAUGGUUAGAUGCUCAAGAAGAGUGUGAGUAUCUGAAGAAAGUAAAUCCAAAGCUCCAAGCAACAACAGAAAGUCUUAUGGAAGAGUGUCAUUUGCUUCAAAACUUGAAUGCAGAACUAAGGCAACAAAAAUUAAAAUUACAUGCGAACCAUAAUGUUUUGGAAGCAGAAUUGAGGAAAUCUCAGCAUUCUUUCUCCACCUGUUUGAAAAGGAUAGAGUCUUUAGAAGCUAACUUUUCUUCAGUGAUGGAAGAGAUUGAAUCAAAAGAGAAGAUCCUUAAGUUUAAACUUGACGAUCUCCACCUACAGACUAAAGAGCAUGGAGAGAAAUUUCUUGUAGAAGGGUGCACUCUUCAUGAAAUGUCUCCAGAGAACACAGUUGAAGUCAAAAAGUUUCAAGAACAGGUACAAUCCCUGAUGGUAGAGAUGUCAGAUCUUAUGAGUGAACUUGGUACUUCCAAAGCCAAGGAGGGAACUUUGGCAGCUAAUUGUGAUAAGCUACUGAGGAUGAUGGAACAUCUUGUAUCCAGUGAAGCAAAGCUUAAAUGCACCAUUAAUGAGCUUGAGUCAAAACUACUGUCUUCUGAAUGUCAAAUGCUGCAAAUGACUGAAGAGAAUUCUAGCCUAAAGAUUCAACUGCAUACAUUACCAUUACUUCAGGAGGAAGUUUUGUAUCUUAAAGAAGCACUAUCUGGGAUGAAGUUUGAAAGUGAGAGAACACAAGUUACACUGCUGUUGAAAUAUGGAGAUUGUGAAGAGUUGAAGGAAGAGAAUGCAUCAUUACUUCAGGAAAUCACCUGCAUGCAGAAGGAAGUGGCGGAAGCAGAAAAAUGCAAAUACAAGACAAUUGCACUAGAGGAGAAAGUUCUGAGGCUGGAAGGAGACUUAACAGCAAAAGAAGUAAUGUGUACCAAAGUUUCCGAGCUGAAAAAUGAGCUUUGCCAGCUUAGAAGAGCAAAUAGCCAACUUCUGUGGCAAAUAAAAUCCCUUCAAUUCGAGAAAGAGAACUGCUCGAAGCAAGUCACAUCCCUCGAGGAAAAAUUGUCGAAAAAACGACCAGACAACCAAAGAGAGGAUGAUGAUACCAUUCCUACUCUAGAUGAGCUGAAGUUUUCAGAGGUAGAGGAAGAGAACUUCAGCAAGCAUCAGCAUGAGAUAAUUACUCAAUCUCUUCAAUCAGAUAAAUACUUGAAAGUUCAGAAGAUUCAAGGCAACUCUCAACAGGAUGGAAACAAAGAAAGCAAUUACAACAGAGAUCUUCAAGGGACUCUUGCCAAAAGUGUAUCAGUGAACCAAUUUCCGGGCGAUACAGUAGCUCAGACUUUAGACAGCAAUUAUAUCCAUGAAUCCCAUCUAAUUAGUUUGCCAUCCAAAGGAAGAGACAAUAAUGUGCAAAAAGUAUCUCAGCUUGAAUCUGAGCUACAAGAAAUUCGUGACCGGUACCUGAACAUAAGUCUUAAAUAUGCAGAAGUGGAGGAUCAGCGCGAGCAACUCGUAAUGACUUUAAAAGCCAUACAUGAUCAGAAGACAGCUACAGGAUACCGUAGCCUUUCCUCUUUCUGGUAAACUGGUGCUGAUAUGUGACAAUUUUUCUCCGGUACGCUAUUUUCAUACACAGCUCAUUCAAUGAAAGAAUUGUAGAAAUAA
Solanum verrucosum is the source of this 4575-nucleotide messenger RNA. RefSeq lists its product as uncharacterized. The transcript is spliced from 10 exons. Bases 64 to 4494 code for a protein of 1476 amino acids. NCBI's taxonomy places the organism in Eukaryota, Viridiplantae, Streptophyta, Magnoliopsida, Solanales, Solanaceae. The record is from RefSeq and is a predicted model, not a curated record.